Messenger RNA from Heterotrigona itama, 3267 nucleotides. The record is from the annotation of a GenBank genome assembly. Lineage: Eukaryota; Metazoa; Arthropoda; Insecta; Hymenoptera; Apidae.
UUUCACUCUAGUAAAAAUGCAUGAAUUUAAGAUAUUUUAAAUAACUUUGAGUUGUUGAAUCUGUCUAACGACUUUAAUUUUAUUUUUUAUAUCAUAUUGUGUCGUACAGCAUCGUGUCGUAAUGUGAAUGUUUAGAAUUUUCAGAAAUGUUAAUUCUUAAUUUCCAGUAUCUUUAAAUUCAUUGAGUAAAAUUAUAAUGCGUAUAAUGUUCAGAAUUCCAGAUUGUUAUUUUUUAUCCUACUUCGAUAGGUUUCCUUAAUAAUACGCUAGAUAGCGUCGGAACACGAAAUAUUAAUAGGUUAACCCGUCAUUGUGAAAGUUUGCUACUUAGUGUUCAUUCGUAGAUAUUACGAAUUUAUGAAAUUAAAUUUUAUAUGUUGGAUUUCGAACAAGAAAAGCUCUGGUUGAGGUACAAUUACAUAAAAAUUCAAUCUUUCAUGCCGGAACACUACGUCUCUCCUCGAGGUACCAAAAAUAGCCGCUGCGCGUCGCCACGAAGCACCAUAUACCUAGAGCUCAGUUUUUUAAAAAUCCAAAUGGGGACUUACCUAACGAUACUGCAAUCACUUCUUCGUUGAUCGAAUUGGAAACAGUGCGUUCUUCUUUACUUGAGUGCUACGAAAAAGGUUGAAGUGUACUUUUUUUGUAUAAUUUUUUUUACAUACAAGAUAAUAAUUUACAAUAGUUAAAAAAAUGAAAUAUAUGUUGAUACUAUUCCUGCAGUUACUUUGUACAAGUCUGAAUAAUGCUAGAGAAAUUACUUGUUUAAAUGCAACUUCUAGGCAUGAAGAUAUUAAAGACGCAAUGUUAAGUUUAGUACAUAUGAUGCGAGAAAAUACUGAGAAACUAGAACGACAUGAGGCACGUGAACGUCAGUUGGGAGAACAUUUAAAAAAAACACUUGCAGUAUUGACAAAACGUAUGUCAACUAUUGAAUCAUUCAAAACAGAAUUGGCUAAACUUGAUGAGAAAGUAAUAGGAAUAGAACAGUUAAUCUCUCAGAGAGAUGAACGAGAAAGAAUACAAAUGCAAAAGACUCUUGAUAGUUUAGAAGAUUUGGAAAGUCGUUUAGAAGGAUGGCUCACAGAUAUUGAAAAUAAAGUAUCAGAAGUAAAUAAUCGACCAGAUACCACGUUACCACCACUUAAUAAUCAUGGUCAUAUCAUUUCAAAAUUAAAUGACACAGAAUUAGUGUUGAUGGAAAGAAUUUCAAAAACAGAAUCUUUUUUAAAAUCUGAAGCCAUAAAAUUAAAAGAAGUCACAAAUGUUCAAUCAGGAACGAUACAAGCAUUGUUGACUGAGAUCCAAGAUAUUGGUACAAGACUUAGUAAUCUUGAAGUUUCACUGGAAAAAAUUAAGGAACAAUCGCAAAACAUAAAGAAGAAAUUACAAGAACCAGAAUCUGAUGUGAUUUCAAAUAUUGAUAAUUAUGUAAAAAUGUUACCUUCUAUAAAGAAACGUUUAGAUGAUACUUCUGAUCAAAUUAAAGAAUUGCCACAAAUUACUAAAAUACAAAACUUACAUAAUGAAACCCAAAUACUUUUGCAAGAAACUAAAUAUGCAUUAAAAGAUAUUGUUACUAAGGGAGUUAACGACAUUGAAAAUAAAUUAAUGGAAAAUAAAAAUGAAACAAAAGAUACUAUAGGAGCUCUUAGGAUGGAUUUGGCAAAUAAUGCUGAACAUGUAAAUCAAGAAUUAAAUGAUCUUGAAAAAGGACAAUCUGUAAUAGUAUCGAUGGCUGAUCAUGUCUUAGAUACUAAAAGAAGAGUCGAGUAUGGCGUGCAUCAAAUUCUUCUAGAGGUAGGAGAUUUAGUAAAAGCGCAAGGUACAAAUAUUAAUAAUACUCUGAAUCAGAGAUUUGAUGGCAUAUCAAAUGAUAUUAUGGACAAUCAGAAUGGAGCUUUAGCAAAUUUAACUACUAAAAUGGAACAAGAAAUGAAUCAGGUAUGGCGACAAAUAAAUGUUAUGUAUCAGCAAAUGACAGAAAGUGCAAAAGCAUUAGAUAAAUUACAUAAACAAAAUGAGGAAUAUGUUAAUGGUACAACUUUUACUAUGGGUGGAAUGGAAACUAAAGUGAGCGAAAUAACAAAACGUAUGACUGAAGUUGAUAAUAACUUAAAUUAUCUGUUAGGAAGACUUUCGUUAGUGACGCAAGAAUUUAAUCAGAUUAAAACAGGAUUAGGAAAUGCAUUAGAUAAUAUUAAAGCAUCAUUUAAAGAAGUUCAAGAUAAAGCAAACGAUUUGAGGGAUCCCAAUGGACCGCAUCCUAUACGUGAAAAUUAUAAAGAAUUUAAUGAAGCUGAUAAUAAUAAACCGGAUGUUGUGAAAAUAAAAUAAAACAAUAUCAAUUUUAUAUCGAGGAUGUUUUCAUCGUUAAUGGCAUAUCAAGUUAUAUUCAGGAUUUAUGUUUUCUAUAUCAUAAUAUAUUAACAUUCAUGACAGUAAUAUGUAUCAUCGUCAUAUAUUAUAUAAGUUUGUUAAAAUAUAUUAUUUUAACUUUUGUUCAAUGACAAUGAACACAUAGCUUAUAAAUGUAAACACAAAUGAUCUUUAUCAUUAAAUUUCACACGUACUUAGAACAUUGUAAUUUUUAAAUAUCAUGAUAUGUAUAACUUACAUUAUUUUUUAAUAUAUUAUAAAUAAUUAUUAAAUAAUUUCAUUAUAAUAAUUUUUAAGUGCAAAGAAAUUAUAAUUAGAGUCAUUAAAAUAUAAGAAACUUGGAUUAGUAUAUUUUUAUAGUACUAUAUUUUAAAAUUAAUCAACAGUUUGUCGAACAUUUUUAAUGAACAUGAAAGUAUGUAAAUAAGUAUGUAAAAUAUGUAACAUGAAAGUAUUAUUAUGCAAAAAAAAAAUGUUAAUAUAUAUCUUCGUACAGAUUGAAUAUCUAUUAUAAUUAUGUUAAUAAUAAAAUGCUUUAUAAAAAUGUCUUAUGAUCAGUUGAUUGUUAUACUGAUGUAUCUUAUUAUGAUUUUUCAAAAUCAUUUAUUUAAAAAAGGAAUAUAUAGUUUUAUUUUACCAUACUAUAGUAUUACCAUGUAUUGAUAAAUUGUCACUUGAUAUAAGAAUGACCUACAUUCUUCUAAAUGUGAUUAAAAGUAAUAAUUAAAAUCCGUAAAUAUUUAGUUUCUAUAAAUUUCAUAUAAAUACAUAGUUUAAUAUAAAUACAUGGUUCAAUAAUAGUUCAAUAAUAGUUCAAUACUACUUAUUGUAUUGAAAUUAAAUAAUUAAAUAAUAUAGCUAUUAGUAAGAAAAGACAGAUGAGAAAAU